GCGAACCUGUUCGAUCGUUACGUUUGUCGCGUUACGGUUCGAUAAAGUGCGAUUUUAUUCGUGAAAUGUUUUAAUAAAAGCCUUCUGCUUGGCCUUAAACCGUGGUAAUGCAAAACGCGUUUACGGCAGUGAAACGUUAAGUGUAAAAUAGCUUAAGCAAUUCUGAUUUUUUCUUCGGUAUGUCAGAAGGCGAGGCAACAGCGUCGCAGAAGAAACAGCAGCCAUUUCAGCAACAGCCACAACUUGGAGUAGGCUCAAUGGCGAACAUGGCAUGGCAAUAUCCUUCGCCAAACAGUAUCCACAACAUGUUUCCUCCAUACUCGGGACAAUUGUAUGGACCUGGGUAUCAAGGUGUACCUCAUCAAGGGCAAAUAUUUAAUUAUUAUCAUGCAAUGAUGCCAGGGUAUGGACAACCUUUUACUCCACAGCAGAUACUACAGCAACAGCAACAACAACAGCAGCAACAGCAGCAGCAGCAACAACAACAACAGCAGCAGCAGCAGCAGCAGCAGCAGGGCAACAGUCAAGGAAAACAGCUUCAUCAACAACCACCUGUACCUGGAACACCAAUGUCAUUGGAUGACGAUGCCGACCUUCCCCCUUUACCACCUGGGCCACCACCGUCGAUGCAGAUCUUACAACAGCACAAUAAUCAAAUACAACCACUGAUGCAGUCCCAUCCAGGAUAUGUGUACAACUCGUUUCCAUAUGGUAAUUGGAAUGGAAUGCACGGGGAUGUGUCGCAAUAUAAUAAUCAAAUUCGUUUCAAUGCGCAAAACAAGAAAAACGGCUUGGCGUUUACUCCGUCUGGCAAUAGUGGAGCUGCAAAGAAAAAACGUAAGCGGAACAAAAACUUAGCGGCUCAAUUCAACAAUAGCUUUCAGGCGAAUAGUCCAACAACGAAUUUCGUACCUGGUCCCAAUUUGAAGACCGAAUUACCACCCUUACCCCCCGCGCAGCGUGAAGUAGCAGCUCCUCCUCCACCGACCGAGGAAACUCCCACUCCUACUACACCUGUUACUACAACUGCUAAUACAACUCCUAGUGCUGGUAGCCCAGCGGUAGGUACUUCCUCUGUCAUGACAACUGCCAGUCCAGUUGGAGAUUGGCCCGAUAGCUUGAAGAACUACGUAAACAGAUGUUACGAAAAGUGUAAAACAGCGGUCGACAAGGAUCAAGUUGAGAUUAUAUUGAAAGGAAAAAUUACACGUGCUGCGAACGAUGGCUCGCUUUGGGUGAAGGACUGGGACCAAGAGCCUCUGCCUAGCAUUCACAGCGAACGUAUGACUAUGACGAUAAAGCCUCAAAAACCAGCGUUAAAGUUAAAUAAUUUGGCGAAUCCGCUAAUGAAUGCACAGGGAGGCUUGCGCAAGCCAGGUCUCUCUACUUCUCUCGGGGCUCGGCUUGGCGCGCGCCUCUCUGUGAAUCACAAACGGUCGAGGUCGAGGUCAAGAACUAGAUCAAGAUCAAGGUCGAAGUCGCGGUCGAGGUCGAGAUCGAAGUCAAGGUCGCGUUCGAAUACACGUAGUCCACCAUCCCGAAAGUACAGGCGUAGUACGUCGUCUUCGUCCAACGUUAGUGAUCGGGAGCAUGAUUAUAAGUCGUUAAAAACCAAAAAGUCUACUAAAAACAAACAAAAUCACAGCGGGAAGAAAACGAAGAAGACUAAACAGAUGAAAUCACAUUUCUAUUCAGAGUUUGGUUUAGCUACAGGCAACACUGAGGAGCUAGGGUCCAAGGAGAAAUUGCAGCAACGCGCUGCAAGAUUUAACGACAGUAUUUCUAGGACGGUCAGCAAUGGUGUUAAAGAUGAUUCCUCUGGUGACUUUGAUUUCACUGGACUUCACAUUGUUGGGAUAUGCAAGGACAUAGAGAAGCCUUACUUGCGUCUGACGUCUGCUCCAGCUCCCUCCGCUGUACGACCGGUAAGUGUACUCCAAAAUUCUUUGGCACAUGUCAAGAAGCGCUGGGUGGCUGAACAAGACUAUAGAUAUGCUUGUGAUCAACUUAAAUCUAUUCGUCAAGACCUUACCGUCCAAGGUAUAAGAGAUGCAUUUACAGUCCAUGUAUAUGAAACACACGCCCGCGUAGCUUUAGAAAAAGGUGAUCACGAAGAGUUCAAUCAGUGUCAGACACAGUUGAGGAUGCUGUAUCAAGAUGUUGGUGGAGAAAAUCGGUGUGAAUUCAUCGCAUACCGGAUAUUGUAUUAUAUUUUUACAAAAAAUACUCAAGAUUUAACAACUAUUUUAGCAGCAUUGUCCAAGGAGGACAAGAACGAUGAGUGCAUAAAGCACGCAUUGAAAGUACGUUCUGCAUGGUGGUUGGGUAAUUUCCAUGCCUUUUUCAAAUUGUACACAUCUGCUCCAAGAAUGGCGGCUUUCCUGAUGGACUGGUUCGCUGCAAGAGAACGCAAGAAUGCAUUGAAGUGCAUGAUAAAGUCCUACCGACAAAAUUUGGCGGUUGAUUUCGUCGUAGCAGAAUUGGCCUUUGAAUCUUUGGACAAGUUUUAUGAAUUUGUCAAUGAAUUGGGAUUGGUUUAUGCUGAUCCUGAACAACAUCUUAUCGACUGCAAGACAAGCAGUGGUUCUCUAGGUGCUUGGUAAAGCAACAUGACACUCCCCUUUUUUCGUGGAAGAUGCAUAACAAAGCCAUUGUCGUGCACACUCUAUGCACAAGCCUUGCCCGUGUGUGUAUAUGCAUAUGUUUCCCAGUAUAAUAUGCGUAUGUGACUGAUACAUACAUACGCAUAUGCAUGUGCAUAUAUCAUGAUACACGUUGCCCUAUUACGAUGAUUCUUCUUACUAUCCUCUUGAAAUCAUUGUUCUUCGUUGAUCGACCCGAAUUAGUCGAGCAACAACUUGUAAAUGAAAAUUCUCCCUACAUUAAUUUGUACAUAUAUCUCAAUCUCAGCCCAAAUGUUUGUAUACAUAACCGCCAGCGAAGAAUUUCUCAUGGGCUAGCAAAAAGUGUACAAAGAAUAGGGUGAUUGUUUCGGUCAUCCACAACUACCUCAGCAACACUCGGUAUGAAACCGAGGCUCGUAUUGAAUCGAAAAGAAAUUUCAAAAACAAAAAAUAAAAAAAAAGGAAGCGAUAAAUCCUCUUCAAAAAAAUUCUUGUUUGGUGGAACUUUGAAUUCUUCGAUAACAGCUAAGUCCCUCUCUUCGUUAAUGUAUCGUUACGUGUUUUUAUGCCCGUAUCUGGUGAUCGUAAGCGUCUUUUUAAACACUUGUCCACAACAUGGAACUGGAAUCUUUUAACCAAUUGCCGAUCUUUUCGCCGAACGAGACUACUUUAUCGCUACUUCGAAGGAGAACUUCCGUGCCCAUGGAUUUACUAUCGUAGUCACGCGUUGAAGGAAAAUGCAAUGGUCGUCGCCCCUUGUUUGAACGCGAAGAGUACUUGGAGUUGGUUGAGCAGGCACGUAGCAGAAGAACAUGACGCGCUAGACAUGAUAUUCGAGGGCUUCUCAAUGGGACGUUGCGGGUUUGAAAGGAAACUGGCACACUCAUUGCCAAGGCGAUAGAGAAGAAUACGAAGAAAUCCAAGAUGGAGGCCAGCGAGUUUGUGCCUUUAUUGUUAAAACGAUACAAGGCAUCGACUCCGUGGAAGUAUUCGACGUUACACGUGUUAGAAAAUCGACAGUUGGAACAUUCAAUGGGACUGGUUUAUUGGCAUCAAAUGCUAUUCGCGUGUGAUGAGUGAUUUAUUUUUAUCUUUUUAAGUGUUUACCGCGGGACAAUAUUUUUUUCCCUUCGGUAGUACGUUAUCGAUUCUCGAUUAUUGAGAAUUUUAUCUCUAUGCACCAAGUACAGGGGUACAAGGUCAUUACUGAAGGAAGAAAAGACAAUUCAUUGUACGACCGCAUUCGAACAUAGGUGUUGUGCAUAAUAAAUUAUUUAAUUUUUGAAUGUUA
Molecule: messenger RNA, 3915 nt
Organism: Hylaeus volcanicus
Lineage: Eukaryota; Metazoa; Arthropoda; Insecta; Hymenoptera; Colletidae
Product: leukocyte receptor cluster member 8 homolog
Exons: 6
Coding region: 180-2603 (807 amino acids)
Cellular component (GO): nucleus
Source: RefSeq, a predicted model, not a curated record